CUUCAUUUUGCAGUUUCAGCCAAUCCGGCCAAUCGCCGCGGCGGUGGGCGGGACUUCCGGUGACACUGACGAAUCAGUGAUGGCGACAGAGGGAAAGUUGAAGGUGUCAGCAGAACAACAUGGAGGAGGAGUGAAGCCGUAGAAACACUCAGAACUCUUCCACCGAACUGAGCAGCAGCAGUGCAGCCAGAAGCAGUUCAGUAGAUGUCCACCCCCUCAGACACACCAGGUGGUAUGUCCCAUCCUGGCCCUUCUCCGGGGGCAGGUCUCUCCCCAGGGCCCAUCUUGGGCCCCAGCCCUGGACCGGACCCUUCCCCAGGCUCUGUUCACAGUAUGAUGGGACCCAGUCCUGGACCUGGAACACCCAAUGCCCCCCAUGGCAUGCAGGGCCAGGGGCAGAGCGAUUACUCUCAGGACGGCAUGUAUCCUAUGCACAAGCCCAUGGAAGGGAUGAAUGACAAGACAAUGGCAGACGCGAUGCACUUUGGUCACAUGAAAGGUGUGGGGAUGAGAUCUCUGCAUAGUGGGAUGGGGCCUCCACAGAGUCCCAUGGACCAGCACAGCCAAGGAUACAUGUCCCCCCAUCCAUCCCCCAUGGGUGUCCAUGAGCAUGCUUCCAGCCCCAUGUCAGGAGGUGGAGGAGGUGGCGGCCCCACGCCGCCCCAUAUGCCUCCGUCACAGUCCGGCCCCAUGAUGCCCAUGGAUCCCCAGGGAAGCAUGCCCAGUAUGUCCAACAUGGGCCAGCAGGGACGAGGACCUUCUGCGUUCAGCCCGGUCCAGCUGCAGCAGCUCAGAGCUCAGAUCCUGGCCUACAAGAUCCUGGGCCGCGGGCAACCCCUGCCGGAAAACCUCCAACUGGCUGUUCAGGGCAAGAGGAGCCUACCCACAAUGCAGCAGCAGCAGCAGCAACAACAACAACAACAGCAACAACAACAACAACAGCAGCAACAGCAGCAGCCGCCACCACAGAGUGCGAGUCCAUACAACAGACCUCCAGGAAUGGCUAUGGCACCUUUAGGUGGACCCCAGUUGAGUCCCUGUCCAACCCCGAUCAUGCAGGGACACAAUCAGAGCAUAGGACCCAAGCCUUGGUCUGAUGGUCCGGGUGGUGAAAAUCAAGCCAAUGCUCAGAAGCACCUAACCCCUGCUUCCAGUGGACGCCCGUCCCCGGCACUACCUCAGGCGGUUGCUGUGCCGGCUGGACCCCUGCCAGGCGGUUCAGUGACCCCUCAGCCUCCCGGGCAGCAGGUGUCCCCCAUGCUCCAGAUGCAGCAGAAGCAGAACCGAGUAACGCCGAUCCAGAAGCCCCAAGGUUUGGACCCAGUGGGAAUCCUUCAGGAGAGAGAGUACAGGUUGCAGGCUCGGAUUGCUCAUCGGAUUCAGGAGCUGGAGAGUCUGCCGGGCUCGCUGCCUCCUGACCUGAGGACUAAAGCCACAGUGGAGCUCAAAGCUCUGCGCCUGCUCAACUUUCAGCGGCAGCUGAGGCAGGAUGUGGUGGCGUGCAUGAGGCGAGACACGACCCUGGAGACCGCCCUCAACUCGAAGGCCUACAGACGCAGCAAGCGGCAGACGCUGAGGGAGGCCCGCAUGACAGAGAAGCUGGAGAAGCAGCAGAAGCUGGAGCAGGAAAAGAAGCGCAGGCAGAAACAUCAGGAGUAUCUCAACAGUAUCCUUCAGCAUGCCAAGGACUUCAAAGAGUAUCACCGCUCUGUGUCCGGUAAAGUCCAGAAACUCACCAGGGCCAUCGCCAACUGGCACACCAACACCGAGCGGGAACAGAAGAAGGAGACUGAGAGAAUCGAGAAGGAGAGGAUGAGGAGACUUAUGGCAGAGGAUGAGGAAGGCUACAGAAAACUCAUCGACCAGAAGAAAGACAAGCGUCUGGCCUACUUGCUGCAGCAGACAGAUGAAUACGUGGCCAACCUCACCACGCUGGUGUACGAACACAAAGCUGCCCAGGCUGCCAAGGAGAAGAAGAGGAAGAAGAAGAAAAAGAAGAAGGUGGAUGGAGAUGGUGAAGGCACCAGCGCCAUUGGACCGGAUGGAGAGCCCAUGGACGAGAGCAGCCAGAUGAGCGAGCUGCCAGUCAAGGUGAUUCAGACAGAGACAGGGAAAGUCUUGCAGGGAACGGACGCUCCCAAAUCCAGCCAGCUGGAGGCCUGGCUCGAGAUGAAUCCUGGGUAUGAAGUCGCCCCGCGGUCAGACAGCGAGGAGAGCGGGUCUGAGUUUGAGGAGGAGGAGGAAGAGGAUGUGGCCAAGGCAGAAACAGAGGAGCAGAAGAUAAUCGAUCCCAAUGGAAACGUAGUGACUGUGAAGGCUGCUAAGCACAUCAUUGAGUCUGCCAAGCAGGAUGUGGAUGAUGAAUACAGUGUUCCCACUGGACAAACCAGCUCCCAGUCUUACUACGGUGUGGCCCAUGCUGUCAUUGAGAGGGUGGAGAAGCAGUCGUCGCUGCUGAUCAACGGGAUGCUCAAACACUACCAGGUCCAGGGGCUGGAGUGGAUGGUGUCCCUAUACAACAACAAUCUAAAUGGCAUCCUGGCUGACGAGAUGGGCCUCGGCAAAACCAUCCAAACCAUCGCCCUCAUCACCUACCUGAUGGAGCACAAGAGGAUCAACGGCCCCUUCCUCAUCAUCGUUCCUCUCUCGACUUUGUCUAAUUGGGUCUAUGAACUUGACAAGUGGGCCCCCUCUGUUGUGAAAAUUGCUUACAAGGGCACCCCUGGUCUGCGCCGCGGGCUCGUACCUCAGCUCCGCAGCGGGAAAUUCAACGUCCUGUUGACCACCUAUGAAUACAUCAUUAAGGACAAGCAAAUACUGGCCAAGAUUCGUUGGAAGUACAUGAUCGUGGACGAGGGUCACCGCAUGAAGAACCACCACUGUAAGUUGACCCAGGUGCUGAACACCCACUAUGUGGCCCCCCGACGUCUCCUCCUCACCGGUACGCCGCUGCAGAACAAACUCCCCGAGCUGUGGGCCUUGCUCAACUUCCUCCUGCCGACCAUCUUUAAGAGCUGCAGCACCUUCGAGCAGUGGUUCAACGCACCGUUCGCCAUGACGGGGGAGAGGGUCGACCUAAACGAGGAGGAGACCAUCCUGAUUAUUCGCCGUUUGCACAAGGUGCUCCGCCCCUUCCUGCUGCGCAGACUGAAGAAGGAGGUGGAGUCUCAGCUGCCAGAGAAGGUUGAGUACGUCAUCAAAUGCGACAUGUCUGCCAUACAGAAGGUUCUGUAUCGUCACAUGCAGAAAGGCAUCCUUCUCACGGACGGCUCAGAGAAAGACAAGAAGGGUAAAGGAGGAGCGAAGACCCUGAUGAACACCAUCAUGCAGCUGAAGAAGAUCUGUAACCAUCCAUACAUGUUCCAGCACAUUGAGGAAUCCUUUGCAGAGCACUUGGGUUAUCCAAAUGGCAUAAUCAGUGGGCCCGAUCUGUAUCGAGCCUCUGGGAAGUUCGAGCUCCUGGAUCGCAUCCUGCCGAAACUUCACGCCACCAACCAUAGAGUCCUGCUGUUCUGCCAGAUGACGACUCUCAUGACGAUCAUGGAGGACUACUUCAGCUACCGCAACUUCCAGUAUUUACGUCUCGAUGGAACCACCAAGUCUGAUGAUCGAGCGACGCUGCUGAAGAAAUUUAAUGAGGAAGGAUCGCAGUACUUCAUCUUCCUGCUCAGCACAAGAGCCGGUGGCCUCGGCCUCAACCUGCAGGCCGCCGACACUGUCAUCAUCUUUGACAGUGACUGGAAUCCCCACCAGGACCUGCAGGCUCAGGACCGCGCUCACCGCAUCGGUCAGCAGAAUGAGGUGCGCGUGCUUCGUCUCUGCACCGUCAACAGCGUGGAGGAGAAAAUCCUGGCAGCGGCCAAAUACAAACUGAACGUGGAUCAGAAGGUCAUCCAGGCAGGCAUGUUUGACCAGAAGUCCUCGAGCCACGAGCGCCGCGUCUUCCUCCAGGCCAUUUUAGAGCACGAGGAGCAGAACGAGGAGGAAGAUGAGGUGCCUGAUGAUGAAACGCUGAACCAGAUGAUCGCCCGCAUUGAAGAUGAAUUUGAGCUCUUUAUGCGCUUCGACAUGGACCGACGCCGGGAGGACGCCCGCAACCCGAAGCGCAAGCCUCGUCUGAUGGAGGAGGACGAGCUGCCGUCUUGGAUCAUCAAAGACGACGCUGAGGUGGAGCGGCUCACGUACGAAGACAAGGAGGAGAAGUUGUUCGGCCGAGGAUCGCGCUGUCGUCAAGAUGUGGACUACAGUGACGCGCUGACUGAGAAGCAGUGGCUACGGGCCAUCGAGGACGGAAACCUGGAGGAGAUGGAGGAGGAGAUCCGGCUGAAAAAGCGCAAACGCAAGAGACGACAGGACAAGGACUCGUCGAGCCGAGACGAGGGAAGCAGCAAAUCCAAGAAGAGACGUGGACGUCCACCGGCGGAGAAGCUCUCCCCCAAUCCCCCCAAACUCACCAAGCAAAUGAACACCAUCAUCGAUACGGUCAUCAACUACAGAGAUGGGUCAGGACGACAACUGAGCGAGGUCUUUGUCCAGCUUCCGUCCAGGAAGGAGCUCCCAGAAUAUUACGAGCUGAUCAGAAAACCUGUGGACUUCAAAAAGAUCAAGGAACGUGUGAGAAGUCAUAAAUACAGAAACAUAGGAGACCUGGAGAAGGACGUGAUGCUGCUCUGUCACAACGCGCAGACCUUCAACCUGGAGGGAUCCCAGAUAUACGAAGACUCCAUUGUCCUUCAGUCGGUCUUCAAGAGCGCGAGGCAGAAGAUUGCCAAGGACGAAGAGAGCGACGACGACAGCGACGAGGACGAGGAGGACGAGGAUGAGUCAGAGGCCGAGGCCAAGUCUGUGCGGGUUAAGAUCAAGCUGAGUAAGGAGGCGCGGAGCUAUGACAAAGGCAAGAAGAGGCAGAGCAGAGGGAAGGCCAAGCCGGUGGUCAGCGACGACGACAGCGACGACGACCAGGAUGAUAAUGUAGGUCAUUCCACUCCGCAGCAUUUCACCUUCACCGUUAGCAUCUUCAGCUGAAAUUAAAC
Molecule: messenger RNA, 5033 nt
Organism: Paralichthys olivaceus (Japanese flounder)
Lineage: Eukaryota; Metazoa; Chordata; Actinopteri; Pleuronectiformes; Paralichthyidae
Source: RefSeq, a predicted model, not a curated record